Molecule: messenger RNA, 2606 nt
Organism: Stereum hirsutum FP-91666 SS1
Lineage: Eukaryota; Fungi; Basidiomycota; Agaricomycetes; Russulales; Stereaceae
Exons: 10
Coding region: 67-2223 (718 amino acids)
Molecular function (GO): protein binding
Source: RefSeq, a predicted model, not a curated record
GCAACCUUCAAAAUCUAUAGCAGGCAUUCGGGCCACAUCUUUCAUCCUACGUGCAAUCCUUGUGCUAUGAGUGCACAGAGCACUCAGAUCGUAACUAGCUCCUCGAAUGCCACGACAACUGCCAUUCCUGAGAGCCAUUCUGUAGUAGCCGGCGUGAGCUCAGACAACACGCAGGACCAUCCUGGGUCGCCCAGUAUACCAGAAGACGAAUCUGCUCAAGACACCAAGACUCGCCCCAAGAAACGAGCCAAGAAGUCUACUGACAAGGGUGCGAGCAGGAACUCAAAACGAACCGGUAACGCUGGCGGACGGAAGGUCGUUGGCCGUCUGAGUGCCCUACUCGAUAUAUCUUUGGAUAUUCUCUAUGAGGUGCUGGGCCAUCUGCUGCCUAUAGAUUUAAUCAGCCUAUCUCGCGUCUCAAAGUCUUUCCGGAAUGUUCUCCUGUCUCGUAGCUCGCUAUUUGCUUGGAAGGCAUCGUUUGGUAACAUCCCUGAUUUUCCCGCUUGUCCUAACGAUGUUCCGCUUCCCGUGUGGGCCAAUCUCGUCUGGGGCGGCGUCUACUGUCAUUGCUGUGGCAACAAACGCGUUAUGAAAAUCGAUUUUCUACUACGACGGCGAGUGUGUACUGGCUGCUUGAAACAAUAUAUUUGCGACUCCCCUAUUGCAAUCUUUACCCUAGCUCCGGACAUACCACAGACCUUGUAUUUCUGUAUACCACACACACUUGAGGUUAUGAAGCACUAUUCUCGCCAUAUAUGGUGGAACGAAGAUAUUCUAGCCUUUGAGGCAGAUUUUCAUGCCAUGCAGAAGACUACCAAGCAAGGCGAUCGACAAGCCGCCCUCGCAGAGUUCAAACAGGCCAAACUCUCAGAGCUCCAAGCUAGAAAAGACAUGGCGCUGUCCUGGUCGGACUGGAUAUCGCGAAACGCAGCGGAGAAGGCAGAUAAGCGCGAAGCCAAGAAAGCAGUCCGCAGAGCUGAAGUUCUCAGACGUUGCAUUGAACUGGGAUACGAAGAGACCGACUGCCGGGGCGCAUUAAGGCACCAUUCCGUCAACACUGAGGCCAAGUUAACAGAGAAAGGAUGGGGAACUAUUCUGCCACAGAUAGUCCCCCUCAUUGAGGCUGCUAAUCUCGCUAGGCUUCAUCGUGAACGUAAACGGCGGGAAGAAAUUCGACUCAGAGCGGUUUAUGUGGCGUACUACGAUAUCCUCCGGUCUCUGUCACCUUCUGCCCUCGAGCUCUCCUGUCUCCUCGGCGAGGAAGACUUCCGCUCUCUGCCCGAGAUACAUGCCCUGGUUGUCGACGACACGGAGGACAUAGAAGAACGAAUAGCCCAGAUCAAAACCGUCUCCACGUCCCUUACACCCAAAUUAUCUGUUAUGGCCUGUCACCGAAAGGAGUCAAUUUUCGCCCUACUGCAAAACACCUCUGAACCCGCCAGGCAUCCCGCUCCUUCAGCUGGGUCUGGUUCCCUUGGACAGUUCCAGCUUGCCACAUCGAUAUUCGUUUGUGGCGCUCCUGAAUCACCUUCUUCUUCGGCUUCCCCGCUCCACGGUCUCCACGUCUUUGGACAUACCUGCAAAUCCUGCAAAAUUGACUCGGAUAGCACGACAAAUGAACUUCCCUUCGAUAUGAUCCUGCCACGUUUCAGCGAGAAAGGAAAAUAUGUAGUCGUCGCUAUCCUAAACCGCUUGGGCUUGGAUGAGAAAUCUACCACUUCCAUCGACAUGGAACGGCUCGAUAACCGUUUUGUUUGUAUGGACUGUCCUAUCGAGCAUGAAGGCGAAGAGUGGGGGGGAAAUGGCCCGCUCGGGAGAGACGCUAUGACUUGGUGGAGUUUGCUCGACCAUAUUCUUCAAACCAACUCCAAUACGCCAGAUUCCCACAUCAGUUCCUCCUUCUACGUGCUCACUGACGCUGAGGCAAGCUCCAUCAAGUCUCGCGAGCAAAACGGCCCCUUGUCUAGAUUCCUUGAAUGCUUCUUGCGGUUCGGGUGCUACCAUUGUGACCUUCACUACCGUGAAGCUACUCUUCCACCGAACUCAUUUGGAGGGCUCGGGGGACCGCAGAGCAGUGAAGCAUAUCCGCACCGAGGUGCUAUGAUUGCACAUAUACAGGCAGUGCACGCAAUCCCCGACCCUCAGAUGCACCGUGACUUCUUUCCCAAGCCUCGGGGCCGUUAUCCUCUCCCACAGGAAGUAUGGUUUCAAAUGACAAGUUAAAUGUACCCCUGUUCAUGUGGAAUGGUGUACGGUAGAAUCUGUCCAGUCUUUAUUUUUAUAUUUUGGCCGUGACGAUCCCGACCGCUGCUUUCCUCUCUGAAAGGCAGAUCUUUCGGGAGCGUGUGUCUUCCUCUUCGUUCCUCUUCUUGCGUUUGCUACAUAGGAACAAUGGUUCUCCUGCAUUUCUCGGUGUUCCGCUACCAUCCUCCAUACCUCGCUUGUUGUCUUUGGACUCUAUUUUCUUGUCCAAACGGACAUUUUGGCUUGCGGACUGUCUCGGACGGUCGACUACUCGUCGUUCUGACCCCAUUCGCCACGUCCUCCAAUCAUUACCCUCUCAUACUUAUUGCUAUAAUCCUGCACUUUCAUGUACUAUACCUACC